Molecule: messenger RNA, 3189 nt
Organism: Rotaria sp. Silwood2
Lineage: Eukaryota; Metazoa; Rotifera; Eurotatoria; Philodinida; Philodinidae
Source: the annotation of a GenBank genome assembly
AUGGAAAUAUUGACUCGUGCAACCAAGGUUUUAAAUCUUUUCCAACAUGAAUUACAAACUGUUUGUGUUCAAUGGAAUACUAUUCCUAUUUUACAGUUGCUGAACCUUUUUCCCAAUCUUCAAUUCGCAGAAACCGAUAUUCACCUUUUAAAAGCAUUUAUCGAAGCUACUGCUGUUCCCUAUUUAUUAGCUAUUUUGAAUUUCUGGAAGCAACGUUCUUAUCUCCAACAUGUAUGUCAUGGGAUUAAAAAUUUGUUGAAUUAUCUCAAAGUGUCAUUGGACGAAAAUCCUGGCGUGGUUAUCGAGUCACUGGAUGGUUUACUCACCAUUAAUGAACAAACUCUAGGGCAGGCUUGUUAUGAUUGUUAUCAGCGAUAUAUUACCACAUGUGCUGAUAAAUAUAAACCACAAAGUCUUACUUUAUGGUCACAUUAUUCUGUAUCCCGUGAUGUUAUCGACUUUGUACAUAAAAUAUCAGCGACUGAAAUGGUUAAUUUAUUAGAAGCAGUCAACGAUUGGGAUGAUACAUUAAUUAGCACAAGAACAGUCAUGGAUUUUGCUACGCUGAAAACCUUUUUUGAUCAAGUCUAUGUUACAAUUCGAGAGCAGGAAGCUGUGCUGACUGUUGAUCACAUUGCCGCAUGUUUUGAAAAGAUAUCCCAAGUGCCGGAAUUUCAACGUAUUGUGGAUCUCUUUCCUACCUGUUCAGCAUCGCUUCUAGCCAUCCAACGACUCUAUCUAGAGUUAACCAAUAAGGAACAAUCAAAACGUCAACGUAUUAUCGAUAUUAUGCAUAGAUCAUCGAUUACAUUCAAACAGAAUCCAGCCAAAAAAUAUGAAUUCAAUGUACGUUUACAUCCACAGAAUGUGACAUAUGCUGAUUUAAGUGAAUUACGAGAUCGAGCACGUUUAAUCGAAUAUUCUGAUGGGAAUAAAUUUAAGCGAGAAGCAGAAUUAAAUACUGAACAACUUCAACAGUUCAUUAGUUUUGUUAAUGUAAUUGAAACAAUAUUGAAAACAUUGUCAUCUUUAUUUAUUGCUGGUCAUCCUUCUAUCACUAGCUAUAAUCAAACGGAAAUACUUACUUGCAUCGACGGACAAUUUAAUGAUUUGCAACAACUUUGUACCGAUCUUAAGCAAAAUUUCGAUGAUUGGGAAAGAGAAUUGUGUCGAGUGUAUGAAGAAUAUCCAGAAUUAACACAUUUUUUCUGUGAACAAUUUCAUGCUAUCGAACAUGCUUUGUACAAUAAUGAUGAUACAAGCAAUGGAUUUCAUUUAAUCAAAUAUAUUGGUUUUCAACCUGAACAGCUUCGACAAAAAUUGACUACACCAAAACCAAAACCAACACAUCCAAUCGAAUAUCUGGAAAAUCUUGGUCGUAUUUUUACCACCCAACGUAUAUAUCCCCGAGUAAAUCUUCUCGGUAAGAAAAUUUGGCUAGUGGAUACAAAUGAAGAUGGUAUACUCCGUGCACUUUUUUCCUUGUUUCAUUUGACCAAAAACCCUACGCAUGUUCAUCAAGUAUUCUAUUGUACAGAACGAACGAAUUGGACCGAGAUACGAGCAUUUAUCUACCGAUGUUUCUUUUCACAAACAUUGCAGAUUCUCAUUCGACCACAAUUAUUGUCUGCAGAUAUUCAAGAUCGAAUGGUGCCAUCACUACGUGGAUUUAUUGAACGUUAUCCUGCUCAUUUCUUCCAUCUUGGAUUAAUUUCCACGUCAGCCGCACAGAAUGUACAACUCAUUAAUGCGUUGAAAGGAUUAAAUAUUGUUACUACCUUGCGUGAUCAAGAUCUACUCAAUAAAACUGAUUUUGCUAAUCAAUUGAGAACAAUGUUACGUCAUUGUUCUCUCGUUACUUCACGAUUGGCCGGCUUAGGUAAAACAUCAUUCAUCCAAGAACAAGAACGUCGUAUAGGUAAACCGUUGAUUAAGUUCCCGAUUGGAGGCGACGUACAGGGUGACAAAAUCGCCGAACGUUUAGCUCAACAUACUGUAGAAAUAACGAAUUCGGUUUUACAUAUUGAUAUUGGACCUGUAGACAAUAUACGAACAUUAGACGAGAUUCUUUAUUGUUUAACCUUGUUUCAUAGUUUUCGUUUUGGUCAAAUGGCCAUCUUUCUUCCAGCAGAUACACCUAUUUUUAUCGAGCUCGAUGCUUCUCCUUUAGCAAUAAAUCAAGACUGUCUUACCAUCUAUCCAUAUUUGGAAUCAAGACAUCAUCUGGAACAUGUCCAUUGGAACGAACUUCAGCAUCAGCUUCUCAAGGUACAAUUCGUUGUCAAUUAUUUAGAUGCGAUUCAAUCGACAACUAUUAUUAAAUCCGAUAUCAGUGACACAAAUCUACGCGUUAUCGAUGCACCUAACAGUCUCCGGUUACUUCACACAUAUUUUUCUUCGGGUAAAAAUUCUGAAUUUAUUACCUGGACUCAACUACACAUCUAUUUGUCGGUCUUCUAUUCUCUCUUCCAUGGUUUUUCCAAAUGUAGCCACUUUUUGGUUGAUUGCCUCAUACAUCCUCAAUUACGUCUUGAUAUUUUACAAGCAUUUCUUCGUUCAUCGGAACAGUUUACUUCCCUAUCUGUAGAAAAUGUGCGAAAACAACAGCGUGCUAGUUCAACAAUACAAGGAGAUGUCAACAUACCAUCCGUUGCUUUAACUGAUACCGUGAUUCGAUGGGAAAAUACUCAACCAUUUACAGUAGUUUUUACUUCUACACAUGAUCCUUUAUUUGUGUAUAAAACUGUCAAGGACGUACCUAGAUCUCUGAUUGAGGCUUUCAAAGCAUUUUAUCAGGCAUUUGGUUCUAAUGGAAGACAAAAUAAUGGAGAUUUUGUUGAGACUGACAUGUUUCCUGAUCAUAGUCAAUUAUCGCAUGUUCAGUUUUUCUUGAAACUUGCAUCAUUAUCUUACAAAUACUUCAACAAAGCCAUUUGUCGAAAAUGUUAUAAGCAAUUUCCUUAUAAUACCAUACACUGUGCUUAUUGUGCAGCAGACGAAGAGCUUGUUCGACCAAUUUCAUUUGACAGUAAUGAUAUUAUCGCUUUUCAAACUUCUAUUGCUAUUUCACUUGAAUCUCAGUAUGUAUUAACGCCAGACAACUACAUCAAAAUGUUAUUGGUCUUCUUGCGUGUACAAAGUGGCCUACCAGUAUUGAUCAUGGGUGAAACAGGUACUGAAAUGAUCUAG